Molecule: messenger RNA, 530 nt
Organism: Ylistrum balloti
Lineage: Eukaryota; Metazoa; Mollusca; Bivalvia; Pectinida; Pectinidae
Product: amelogenin-like
Exons: 1
Source: RefSeq, a predicted model, not a curated record
AUGGGGCCUGAACAAAUGUUUAUGUCUAUGGGGCCUGUUCAAAUGUUUAUGCCUAUGGGGCCUGAUCAAAUGUUUAUGUCUAUGGGGCCUGUUCAAAUGUUUAUGCCUAUGGGGCCUGAUCAAAUGUUUAUGCCUAUGAGGCCUAAUCAGAUGUUUAUGUCUAUGAGGCCUGAUCAAAUGUUUAUGUCUAUGGGGCCUGAUCAAAUGUUUAUGCCUAUGGGGCCUGUUCAAAUGUUUAUGCCUAUGGGGCCUGAUCAAAUGUUUAUGCCUAUGGGGCCUGAACAAAUGUUUAUGCCUAUGGGGCCUGAUCAAAUGUUUAUGUCUAUGAGGCCUUAUCAAAUGUUUAUGCCUAUGAGGCCUUAUCAAAUGUUUAUGCCUAUGAGGCCUGAUCAAAUGUUUAUGCCUAUGGAGCCUGAUGAUGGGUUUAUGCCUAUGAGGCCUAAUCAAAUGUUUAUGCCUAUGGGGCCUGAUCAAAUGUUUAUGCCUAUGAGGCCUGAUCAAAUGUUUAUGCCUAUGGAGCCUGAUGAUGG